GGAGAAGCCCUGUACGGUGAAACGCUGUGACGCGCGGCCGCCGUAUUGGCGCGGGCCCCAUGGCGGCGGCCAUCUUGGGGGGGGCCUGCUGUGGGCGCAGCCAUCUUAGAAGUAAAACCGGCCCCUCCUCAGGAACUGGAACUGAGCUCCUCCCCGCUCCCUGGGUACCUCCUGUCUUCGACUUACCUCGGGAAUCCCUUCCUAAGUUUGCCCGGUUCGGUCUGUUUUCUUUUUCAUUUGUCUUCAUCGCGUUCUUGUGUACGUGUAGGAGUGCUCUCUGUAGCCUCUGAGUGCCCGUUGGUAACAAUUCUCCCACUUGAGACGCUUUCUCUUGCUCGCCAUCCCCUCUAACCCGGCGAAUCUCUGAUCCUAGAGAAUGUCUAACGCGCUUUGACUGGCCCUGUUCCCUGGUUAUGGCAAGCCUUUCUACCUGUCGCACCCACCACCAAAUCUAUUGACUGAUGAGCCUCUCCCCCCAAGAACCGUAACACAGGAGCUGUCCUCUGAGACUCUGGAUGACUUUAUUCUUCACAUGGCUUUAGCCUCCCAAUAGCUCCAAGGGACCCUCCAUUCCCCAUAUCCAGGAAAAUGUGAUGAGCUACAGGUUUCAGCUUCUAGAUCACCACUUAACAUUCUAGCUACAAGUGGAGAAUCCAAGGGCAGCAAGGUCCAUCAGAAAGAUGUCUGAAGAAAUGGCAGACCAAAGAGAAGAAGGAGAAGCUGGGGAAAAAGAGGCAUGCAGAGACCAGAUCAAAGAAUCCGACAAAGAAGAGGAACCACCAGCUGCUUCGUCCCAUGGCCAGGAGUGGCGUCCAGGUGGCAAAGCACCUAGGAACCCAAAGCCUGAACCCGGGGUCAGACCCCCUGCACUCCCCGUCAUGGUCAAUGACCCACCAGUACCUGCCUUACUGUGGGCCCAGGAGAUGGGCCACGUCAUGGCAGGCCGUGCCCGCAAGCUGCUACUGCAGUUUGGAGUGUUCUUCUGUACCAUCCUCCUCCUGCUCUGGGUGUCUGUCUUCCUCUAUGGCUCCUUCUACUAUUCCUACAUGCCGACAGUCAGCCACCUCAGCCCUGUGCAUUUCCACUACAGGACGGACUGCGAAUCCUCCACCUCCUUACUCUGCUCGUUCCCUGUUGCCAAUGUCACACUGGCUAAGGGUGGACGUGAUCGGGUACUGAUGUAUGGACAGCCGUACCGCGUUACCUUAGAGCUUGAGCUGCCAGAGUCUCCUGUGAAUCAAGAUUUGGGCAUGUUCUUGGUCACCAUCUCAUGCUACACCAGAGGCGGCCGGAUCAUCUCCACCUCGUCACGCUCCGUGAUGCUACAUUACCGCUCAAGCCUGCUCCAGAUGCUCGACACACUGGUCUUCUCUAGCCUCCUGCUGUUUGGCUUUGCGGAGCAGAAGCAGCUCUUGGAGGUGGAGCUAUACCCAGAAUACAGAGAAAACUCGUAUGUGCCGACCACUGGAGCCAUCAUCGAGAUCCACAGCAAGCGCAUCCAGAUGUACGGAGCCUACCUCCGCAUCCACGCCCACUUCACUGGGCUCAGGUACCUACUGUACAACUUCCCGAUGACCUGCGCCUUCGUAGGUGUCGCCAGCAACUUCACCUUCCUCAGCGUCAUUGUGCUCUUCAGCUACAUGCAGUGGGUGUGGGGGGGCGUCUGGCCCCGGCAGCGCCUCUCUUUGCAGGUAAACAUCCGAAACCGAAAACGCUCCCGCAAGGAAGUCCAGCAAAAGAUCUCUGCCCAUCAGCCAGGAGGCACAGGGCCCCAAGGCCAGGAGGAGUCCCCCCAGCUGUCACCUGUUACAGAGGACGGUGAGAGCCACGUGGAUCCCUCUGGGACAGAAGGCCAGCUGUCCGAGGAGGAGAAAACAGACCAACAGCCCCUGAGUGGCGAGGAGGAACUGGAGCCCGAGGCCAGUGAUGGUUCAGGCUCCUGGGAAGAUGCAGCUCUGCUGACGGAGGCCAACCUGGCUGCCUCUGGCUCUGCCCCUGCCCCCGAGACCGUGGGCAGCUCGGAGCCCUCUGUGGGCUCCGUCCGACAGCGCCCCAUCUGCUCUAGCUCCUGAGCGAGUAGGGCCGAGUCCCCACAUGCUGGCCCUUUUCCACCUGCUCCCUUUCUCUCUCCGGGGCUCCCCCAAUAAUAAACUAUUUUCGUGCCAGCUG
Dama dama (fallow deer) is the source of this 2169-nucleotide messenger RNA. It is a transcript of the gene BSCL2, whose product is annotated as BSCL2 lipid droplet biogenesis associated, seipin. The transcript has 12 exons. Bases 681 to 2072 code for a protein of 463 amino acids. Gene Ontology annotation, biological process: lipid storage; lipid droplet organization. NCBI's taxonomy places the organism in Eukaryota, Metazoa, Chordata, Mammalia, Artiodactyla, Cervidae. Gene Ontology annotation, cellular component: endoplasmic reticulum membrane. The record is from RefSeq and is a predicted model, not a curated record.